AUGGUGGGCCAGCACGGAGAAACAAGUAGGUCUGGAGCUCAGCGUGGUCGAUCGGGACCUUCAAGGAAUAGAAAUGGAGGGAAUGCUGCAAACGACAGAAGGGAGCAGGAUAAACAAAGCACAACUGCUAAAGCCGCCAAAGAGGUCGAAGAAGAAGAGGAAGAGGAUGUAGUCACAGAAAGAGCACGGCUGGAUAUCUCCGGUAAUCCUCUACCACCUGUUGAAGGUCUUAUUGAAGCUUUCAGUCAAUUGAACAAUCUGCAAAGACUUGACAUGUCAGAUAUGAAAGCUUCGGAGGAGAAUGAUAAUCCAAAUGGUCUCGAGACGCUACAAUGGAUGAGUAGAGCAGUAGCGAAGAGCAGAAGUCGGAGCAAAAAUAGCUCAUCUGUCUUUGGACAACAGCUGACUUGGCUCAAAUUUAGCGGUAAUCCAUCGCUAGGAGAACAUGCCGGCAAGGAUGCUUGGGAAGGAUUGGAUCAAUUCAGCAAAUUGACAGUGCUAAAUGCAUCUUCAUGCGAUCUACCUGUACCUCCUCCAUCUUCAACUUUAUUGGCAUGGCAGUCACUUGGUGCCCUUGUGCUAGGUCACAAUGCUAUUGAUUCAAUACCGCAUUUUCCCUCAAUGCCUCAAUUGAAUACAAUUGUGCUAUCGCACAAUCAAAUCACUUCUUUGCCGAGAGAUAUGCCGGCAAACUUGCCUGGCCUCAAAAAACUCAGUAUUACACACAACAAGCUACAAUGGACGAAGAACGAAUCUCCGCUACCAGACUUCUCACUGUGUUCACAUCUGCGAGAAGUGCGUAUAUCCGGAAAUAUAGAGCUAAAAAGAUUGCCAAACCAUAUAAGCGGAUGGGGCAAAGGUGUCGGUAAAGAUAGCAAAGGAACAGGUCUUGAAACAUUUGAAGCAGGUGAUUGUGGAUUGGAGGACUGGACAUCAAUCGCACCUCUGAUGCAAGCAAAUGAGGAUACACAAAAUGGAAAUGUUGCGGAAACAAACGAUGCAAUUCAUCCUUCGCGAAAGAGAAGAGUUCGAGGAUUGAUCACACUGUCUUUGCGUGGAAAUGAAGUUACAAAAGCUGAGGACUAUCGGGAAAAAGUCUUGGAGGCGCAUCCUGCCCUUCGUGUCUUGGACAGUGUGAAGCUACAGGUUGAUAAAAAGAAGGAAGACGAGAGCAGCACAGAGGUGCACAAUGAGGAAACAAAAGUUGAACGAGAUUCAGGUGCCAAGGCUUCGAAAGAUGUAGAAUCUCAUCGUUACAAGGCAACGCAAAAUAGACAAUCUGUCCCUCUUGCAAAAGCUAGAGAAGAUGCUCUUCAGCCAUCUACGGGCCCCAAGGGAGCAAGACCUCAGCAUGUUAAGAGAGGCGAAGAGAAGGAAAGCGCGGGAGAAUAUAGUCAAAGAGAUGCAAGUUCGACCAAUAGACAACCCAGAGGUCAAGAUCGCAAUAUGGCAAAGGAUAGAAAGGUGCCCGAGAAGACAAAAGCACAUGAUCACACCGCUGAAGCCGAAGAAGCGUCAAGAAAGAAGCCACACAAACGAGGAGGUCGUGGAAAGAAGAAGAAAAGUGCCGAAGAGGCAGAUGAAGAGGCGAGCAAUUCAAUCAAAGAUCCUUUCUUGCGUUCGGUUGAAAAGUCUGAGAAAGGCAAAGCAGACGAAGAAGAUGAGCAAAUGGCUCGCAUACGUGCGAGAGCUGGACCAUCUGUGAGUGAUGUACCUAAAAAGCCCAAGAAGAAGGAUAAUAAAGCCAGGAAUGAUACGGCGAACAUCGCCAAGGACAAAAAGACGGAUGCCAGUACAAAGCCUUCCUCCCUUGAACCUGAGAAGACAAAGAAGAGGAAAGCCUGGGAUGAGGAUGCUGGUACUGUGGAAACUUCUGAGCAGAACAUGCCCUCAAAGAAAGGCAAAAUUGAGGAAAAGGACGUUAACAAGAAGCAACCUUUGAAAGCCGAUCAAGCACCGAAAGAAGUGACCUCAGUGGCGGGCGUAGUGAACGUAGCUAAAAAGAGAAAUGGCGAAGAAAAGCGCAAGGCAAAAGUGCCAUUCAACGUAGCAAAGAAACCUGAUAGCAAGAUUGGGUGGGGAGGACCUGGUAAGACCAGUGAGCCAAGCAUUGGACUGGGUGGAGCUUGGAGUUGA
Messenger RNA from Meira miltonrushii, 2136 nucleotides. RefSeq names its product L domain-like protein. The transcript has a single exon. Bases 1 to 2136 code for a protein of 711 amino acids. Gene Ontology annotation, cellular component: nucleus. Gene Ontology annotation, molecular function: histone binding. The record is from RefSeq and is a predicted model, not a curated record. NCBI's taxonomy places the organism in Eukaryota, Fungi, Basidiomycota, Exobasidiomycetes, Exobasidiales, Brachybasidiaceae.